Platichthys flesus (European flounder) is the source of this 1667-nucleotide messenger RNA. Its product is annotated as ceramide synthase-like. The record is from RefSeq and is a predicted model, not a curated record. The coding region runs from base 107 to 943 and encodes 278 amino acids. Gene Ontology annotation, biological process: lipid homeostasis; ceramide biosynthetic process. Gene Ontology annotation, cellular component: endoplasmic reticulum; membrane. NCBI's taxonomy places the organism in Eukaryota, Metazoa, Chordata, Actinopteri, Pleuronectiformes, Pleuronectidae. Gene Ontology annotation, molecular function: sphingosine N-acyltransferase activity. The transcript is spliced from 6 exons.
AGUGUGUAGGCAAAUCCACACACACACACACACACUCACUCAAACACCCACACACAAACACACUCACUCAAACACACUCACACACACACAGGUAAACCCAGGAGUCAUGUGGGCCCUCGUCCUUGUCUCGGCCGGGUCCGUCUUCUUCCCUGGACUCUUCCUGUUGUCCAAAAUGACCCUGAGACACAUGAUGGGAUGGAGCGAAGGGGAAGCUGCUGUCGUGUCCACACGGCUGGUGUCGUCCGUCCAAGCCGUCAUGGCCUCGUCAGCCGGAUCUGUCAUCAUCUCUUCCUGCAGGGACGUCAUGGAGGACAGACACUGGCUGACCGACUCCUACAUCCUGUUUGCGACACCUUACUUUGCCUAUGACGUCUACGCCAUGUUCCUGUGUCACCGGCACAAGCUGCAGGUCAAAGGUCACGAGCAGGAGCAGCUGUCGGGGGCUGUGGUGGGGGGUUACCUGCGCACAGAGCUUCUCAUGGUGCUGCAUCACGUCUUCAUGGUGACCUUCUGCUUCCCUGCCUCACUGCUGUGGAGACAAGGGAAAGGUGAUUACUUCCAGGGUGUUUUGUUUCUGGCUGAGCUCAGCACACCGUCCGUCUGUCUGGGGAAAGUCCUCAUCCAGUACAAGAAACAACACACACUUCUGCACAAAGUCAACGGAGUCUUGAUGCUCUUCACCUUCUUCAGCUGCCGGGUUUUACUCUUCCCCUACUUGUACUACGCCUACAGCAGGUACAUUUCCAUGCCUGUGUACUUGGUGCCCCUGGUGGCCCCGUGGCAGUGUAACCUGGGAGCCGCGCUGCUGUGGCCCCUGCAGCUCUACUGGUUUGCCCUGAUCUGCAGAGGGGCCCUCCGCCUGCUCCGCCGGCGCUCAAACACUCCACCCACAUCCUUUCCUCUCUCAGGAGGCGGAGACAGAAACUGUGCUGCAGCGACAUGAAGAGAGAUAAAUCCAAGCAGCUUGAACCCGACUGGUGGAGUUCACAGGAAACAGAGAAACACUGAGGGUCAUCAGUGAGCUAGACAGGAAGCAGAAAGAGGAGAGGUCAAAGGUCAUGAGCGAGAGAGGUCCAGUGACACCAACGUAAACACGUAUUGAGCUACGGCUGUAGGUAAAGAUGGAUGACAUGAUGGCUACGAAAACUGAAGCCAGAACAUAUGGAUCGAACCGACCUCCUCUAUGUUAGCCGAUGGGACACGGAACAAAUUAAAAAACCUCAGUAGACGUUUCAGGUCGUUCUUAUCUCAGUAAGUGUUUCUGAUUAAUUAUUGACAGCUGAGACUGACUCCUGAUUGGUUGGGUAGGUGAAGGGGUGACUCCUGCCUGGAGUUAGGUUUACUGUAAUGUAUUAUUGUCUCAAAAAAUACACCUGAAUAAAUACUUUAUACAUAAUAUGUUUUACCCAUGCGUAUAUUUCAGUCUGCACCACUUUUAUUUUGAAAGUUUUUACCAGAAAUGUGGGAAUAAGUCUCCUCUGACUUUAUUUUGAAACAUGUGUUGGUAUUCAGGUUUGUGAUUUGACUGCCCUCCUAUGGUCGUGAUGGUGAACUGCACCUACUGUUGAAUUGGCUGUAAUCAUAAUGUGCUACUCUGUGUUAUAAAUUAUCCUGAAUUAAGAAUGUUGUGGUGAAGAAAUGGAAACAUGUACAGAAGCAUGAAAAAU